Molecule: messenger RNA, 1067 nt
Organism: Dinoponera quadriceps
Lineage: Eukaryota; Metazoa; Arthropoda; Insecta; Hymenoptera; Formicidae
Exons: 3
Coding region: 52-453 (133 amino acids)
Source: RefSeq, a predicted model, not a curated record
GCGAGAGGACGGACAUUGGGAAGAAAAAAAAGCAGAUAACAUGUCAUCAACAUGUCAUCAACAAGUCAUCAACUACGCAGACGAGGGGACAUUGGAGAGGUUGCUGACGGAGGAGAAAGCUGGCGGAGACGUCCUGGUGCAAAUCUCCUGGUGGAGGCCCAGGGAGACGACCGAUCGCCUGGCGACGGCGAGCGUCCGGUGAUCCGAACAUCUCUUCGGGGACGACAACUCUAUCAGGGAGUCCCUCUAUACAACUCUAUCAGGGAAUCCCUCUAUACAACCCUUAACAGUAAAAGCGUAUCUGGGGAGACUUGGCCGGUCCAGCUUCCCGGGCCUGGAGUUUGGGCGAAGCUCUCAAAAAUAACGCCCUGGCGACCGUGGACGGACAGCGGGAUCUGUGGGGAACUUUCCUUCUCAAGGCUACUUUUGCGACAGCGAGAUGUUGGAUGCUGAAUGACGCAUGCAAUGAAAUCUACCGAGAAGCGCGACGAUCAAACGAAGAUCGGACGAGAGCACAUCAUCACGCACGUGUACGAAGGUAUGCACGCUACAUGUAUCACAUUUUAUAACGUAUACUUUAUUAAUUGCAAUUAUACAUGUAUGCGUUUGCAUUCAUUGCCCCACAUGCAAAUUUACUUACACAUUGCUCCACAAAAAGGAAAAUAAAAAGACGUUCCGACGUUCACAUAGCCUCUCUCAGCACGCGGCGUAUAUGUAUAUAUAUAUUUUUUUCUCAUUUAUUUAUAUGUUAUGCGUGAGGGUUCAUAAGAAAUACUUAAUCGCUAUGAGACAUUCAUAGUCUACGACGUUGUCAUGAUCGUGGUCGAUGUUGCAUUUAAGCACUGAUCGAUCGAUUGUUUGUUUUUCUUUUCUUUUUUUUCUUCUUCAUUUUAUUCUUUUCAUGCGAUGUGUAAUACUAAUCUAGAUCACAGUCGUUUCCACUUUGCAGUCGAGUAAAGAGAUGCGAUUGAUGCUUCGAUGAGUGAGGGUGGAUGAGAGAAAGAGAAAGGAAGAGAGAUGAUUAGAACAAGAGGAGAAGAAAAAAAGAGAGAGCAAAUAGAGAGAGA